Molecule: messenger RNA, 1728 nt
Organism: Pediculus humanus corporis (human body louse)
Lineage: Eukaryota; Metazoa; Arthropoda; Insecta; Psocodea; Pediculidae
Product: 2-hydroxyphytanoyl-CoA lyase, putative
Exons: 13
Coding region: 1-1728 (575 amino acids)
Biological process (GO): fatty acid alpha-oxidation
Cellular component (GO): peroxisome
Molecular function (GO): catalytic activity; magnesium ion binding; thiamine pyrophosphate binding
Source: RefSeq, a predicted model, not a curated record
AUGACUGAAGUGGAAAAAAUGUCGGAGAAUCAAAUUGAUGGAAAUAAUAUUUUAGCUGAAGCUUUAAAAUCUCAGGGAGUCAAAUAUGUUUUCGGCAUUGUGGGAAUACCUGUUAUAGAAUUAAGUUUCGCUAUGCAGAGAAAUGGAAUGUGUUUUAUAGGAAUGAGAAAUGAACAAUCUGCUUGUUAUGCAGCUCAAGCAAUGGGAUAUUUAACCGGGACUCCCGCUGUGUGCCUUGUCGUGUCCGGACCAGGACUACUUCAUUGUGCAGGCGGAAUGGCAAAUGCUCAAGUUAAUUGCUGGCCCUUGCUUGUGAUAGGUGGUUCAUGCCCUCAGGAUCAUGAAGGGAUAGGAGGAUUUCAAGAAUGUUUACAAGUUGAAUUAAGCAGACCCUAUUGCAAAUACUCAGCUCGCCCUCCUUUUUUAACUUUGAUACCGAGACAUGUAGAAAAAGCAGUAUAUUUGACAACAGUGGGAAGACCUGGCACAGCUUAUUUAGAUUUUCCUGGUAAUUUACUUCAACAGCAAACAUCAGCUUUUAAAAUAAAACCUAAAAAUUCUGUGAAACCGUUACCUGCCCCCCAUUCCGAUGCCUUGAACGAAGCCAUAAACUUAUUGGUCAAUGCUAAAAAUCCUUUGGUCAUAAUCGGAAAAGGAGCAGCCUGGGCCAGAGCUGAAAAUUCUGUCAGGAAUUUAAUCGAAAAUUAUAAUUUUCCUUUUUUACCAACGCCGAUGGGAAAAGGUGUAGUAUCAGAUAAUGAUAAAAGAUGUGUAAGUGCUGCCAGGACUGCUGCUCUCUUAAAUGCUGAUGUGGUUUUACUACUCGGAGCUAGACUCAAUUGGAUUCUUCACUUUGGUUUGCCUCCCAGAUAUCAACCGGAUGUUAAAUUUAUUCAUGUUGAUUUAGUAGCUGAAGAAAUGAAUAAUGGGACUCCUUGUGCAGUAGCCAUACAGGCAGAUGUUGGCAUCACUUGUGAUGCUUUGGUAAAUGCCCUGAAAGAAAAAAAUUUUUCCAUCGAUUUAAAUAAUAAUAAAUGGUGGAACAUGUUGCAUGGAGCAAUUAAAAAAAAUACAGAAACUGUUAUGAAUAUGUGCUUAGACACUUCAGUUCCUCUGAAUUACUACACUGUUUUUCAUCACAUACAAGAAAUCAUUCCAAAAGACAGUAUAAUUGUAAGCGAGGGUGCCAAUACAAUGGACAUUGGUAGAGGACUACUUCCAAACAUUUUACCAAGGCAUAGAUUAGAUGCAGGAACAUUUGGAACAAUGGGUGUGGGACCAGGUUUUGCAAUAGCUGCUGCAUUAUGGUGUAAAGAUUUUGCACCGGAAAAAAAAGUAAUUUGCGUAGAGGGAGAUUCUGCUUUCGGUUUUUCAGGUAUGGAAGUUGAAACGAUGGUCAGGUACAAACUUCCCAUAAUUAUAAUUAUUGUUAACAACAAUGGCAUUUACAGCGGAUUGGAUAAACAAACAUUUACAGAUUUUCAAAAUCUUGGAAGUUUACCAGAAAUAAUGCCUCCUACGUCACUGGGAACAGAAAUAAGUUAUGAAAAAAUAAUGGAAUUAUUCGGAUGUAAAGGUUACAUGGUGAAAACAAUUCCAGAUCUUCAAAAUGCCUUGAAAAUAUGUUUGAAGGAGACAGAUAAGCCGAAUGUUAUCAAUGUUUUGAUAAAUCCGACAGCAGGUAGAAAAGCUCAAACAUUCAAUUGGCUAACAGAAUCGAAAUUAUAA